AUGUUCAAGUAUUUUAACAAGGAGAAGGAAAAGAAAAAAUCUUUGAUUAUACAAAAUGUAAUGUCAGUUGAAGAAUUUUUCAAUCGAGGGGAAUAUGAAAUUUCAAGUGAUAUUUGGAAAAUGAACACUACUCAAUUAGAAGAAACAAUAAAUAAGUAAGAGAAAUUCAUAAAGCAUCUAUAAACAUUAUAUUAAUAAGUAUAACUCAUACGUUAUCUUAGUAAUUAGAGUUUAUAGAAAAUGAUAAAACAAAAUAAGAGGAUAAUCUUAGGAAAUUAAAAAAUCAUAUGGAAGAACUUGAAAUAAAAAAUGGUAUAUAGUAUUAACUAAUUAGAAAGUAAUGUUUAAUAGAAAGAAUUGAUAGAGGAAAAAUAUAAAGAAAUUUAUUUGAAAUUUUAACCAAAGGAAAAUAAGAAUUUCUCAACAUAAACAGAAGGAAAUGAUUAACUUGAAGAAGAAGUUAACAGACUUAGAAAUUAAUGUGAAAAAAUGUGUGAAGAAAUUUAAAGAUUUUAGGAGGAGAAUGAUGAUCUAUCAGUGGCAUUGGAAGCUGAAAAGAAACAUAAAAGUUCACUUUAAAAUUAAAAUAAUUAAAAAAUAUAAUAGUUGGAAUUGAAUAUAUAAUAAUUACAACAAGAACACAAUAAAGAACUUGAAAUAUUGUAAAUUACGUUAGCUAAUAAUUUUUCGGUUGAUGUCAAUUCCAAAACUAAAGAAUUAGAGAGUAAAGUAUUGUAAGAGAAAAUUAAAUGUGAUUAAAAAUAAAAAGAUUGUUAAAGAUUAGAAGAGGAGAUUAAAGAAUUAAAAUUACAUUUAGAACAAUAAACAACAAAAUAUGAAUAAAGAGAAGGUAAAUUAAAAUUAUUAGAAUAGAAGAGAACAAGAGAUAAAAAUACAAUUUAGAAAUUAUAAUGUGAUUUUUAAUAAAGUAAAUAACAUUUAUCAGAAUAAAAUAUUAAAUUAAUAAAUGAAAUUAGUAAAGCUAAUAAUGAAAUUUAUGAAUUAAAAUAAAAAUUAGAAAAAUAAUAGAUUUAAUAAAAAGAAGUUGUUGAUUAAUUCGAGAUUUAAGAAAAAUAGCUUAAAAUUUAGUAAUUAGAAUUAAUUAUUUAUGAAUAACAAAAUACAAUAAACAUGUUGGAAAAGUAUGUAUAUUUUAUAUAUAUAGAAAAAUUGAUUAAGUAGAAUCUUAAUCAAUUAUUAAGAUAUCAGAAUUGGAGAAAAUUAUAGAAUAAUUGAAUAUAAAAAGAGAAUAUGCUAAAAAAGAAAUUACAGAAUUAUCUCAAAAAUUAUAGAAUGUGCAUUAAGAUUUAAAUACAAGUUCAUCUAGUAGACAUCAAGCUAAAUCAUCAAAUAUUGGACAUAAUAAAUAAAAGUUUUUAUUAUUUCCAACACUUAAAUAAAUGUUAAAUGAUGUUAGAAAAAAAGAAGAUAAUAGCUAUAAAUUAUAUAUGUAAGCUAUUAUGACAGAAUUCAAAAACCAAAAAGAAAUAAUUGCCUUGGAAAGUGCUUUAAAUGAUGUUUCAAGAAUGACUUAAGAUAUUAUAGAUCUUUUAGAAGAAAUGGGAUUAAUUUGA
Messenger RNA from Paramecium pentaurelia, 1574 nucleotides. The record is from the annotation of a GenBank genome assembly. Lineage: Eukaryota; Ciliophora; Oligohymenophorea; Peniculida; Parameciidae.